Cheilinus undulatus (humphead wrasse) is the source of this 999-nucleotide messenger RNA. RefSeq names its product diamine acetyltransferase 1-like. The record is from RefSeq and is a predicted model, not a curated record. NCBI's taxonomy places the organism in Eukaryota, Metazoa, Chordata, Actinopteri, Labriformes, Labridae. The coding region runs from base 173 to 682 and encodes 169 amino acids. Gene Ontology annotation, molecular function: N-acetyltransferase activity. The transcript is spliced from 6 exons.
CUGAAGCCCCUACUCCAUUGUGUGUGAGGCAUCCAAUGCAAGCGUUUAUUUGCAGGCUUUCUACAUUCAUUGUCGGGGGGUGAACUCCUGAGGAGCGAAUGACGAAACAAAUUUUGCUUUUCUUUACAUUCAGAGGACUUGUGAGCAAAGGUAAAAAGGGUAAAAAAAGAAAAUGGCCAAUUUUAUAUUACGGAAAGCCCAACCCAAGGACGUGUCUGAUAUCCUGCGACUAAUAAAAGAACUUGCUAAAUUUGAAGAAAUGGAGGAGAAGGUGAUGUUGACUGAGAAAGAUUUACUUGAAGAUGGCUUUGGAGAUCAUCCAUUCUACCACUGCCUGGUUGCUGAAGUCCCAAAAGAGCAGAGCUCAGAGGGUUUCACUGUCAUUGCCUUUGCCAUGUACUACUUCACAUAUGACCCUUGGAUUGGAAAGCUUCUCUAUCUUGAGGACUUCUUCGUCAUGCAGGAGUUUCGAGGGCUUGGCAUUGGUUCACAAAUCCUGAAAGUCUUGAGUGAGACAGCAGUGAAGACCCGCUGUAGCAGCAUGCACUUCAUCGUAGCAGAAAACAACACAAAGUCCAUCGAGUUUUAUAAGCGGAGAGGAGCAGCUGAUCUUUCAUCUGAGGAGGGCUGGCGCUUGUUUGAGAUUGAAAAGGAGGAUCUACUGAAAAUGACCCGCAAAUAAAGUUUACUGUUCUGGUGCUUGUACUGUAUGAGAACGCUUAAGUAAUGUUUGUAUUUUGUGGGUAAUUAGAAAGGCUUUGUUCAUGCAUUAAUGAUCAACUGCUACCUUUUAAAAUCAUUGCUUUCUGCUUUUAGUUUAUCUUAUAUUUAACCAGAUCUCUGCUGAUUGAAGAAAAAUGCUUAUUUUUACAGUCUAUGAUGAUGCUAACCUAUUGCUGUUUUGCAUUUCAUGUCAAUCAUUUUGUACCCGUUCCUGUUAAAUUCUCAAAAGCUGUGAGAAAUCAUAAAAAAUAAAAAUAACGAUACAUUUCCUUGUGA